Molecule: messenger RNA, 210 nt
Organism: Naegleria lovaniensis
Lineage: Eukaryota; Heterolobosea; Eutetramitea; Acrasida; Naegleriidae
Exons: 2
Coding region: 1-210 (69 amino acids)
Biological process (GO): intracellular protein transport
Cellular component (GO): Sec61 translocon complex
Source: RefSeq, a predicted model, not a curated record
AUGCAACGAAUCAAGUCCAGAAAAUCGGGAGGUGUGUCCCAACAACGAAUUGCUCUCACCGGUAGUGAUCACGGCUCAAUCAUGAAGACAUAUUUUGGUGAAGAUGAUGCACCAGGUAUUAAAGUGUCCCCAACAACUGUUCUCGUUGGCAGCUUGGUUUUCAUCUUCUCAGUAAUUGUUCUUCACUUCUGGGGAAGAUUCUUCAGCUAA